Molecule: messenger RNA, 1524 nt
Organism: Cladophialophora carrionii CBS 160.54
Lineage: Eukaryota; Fungi; Ascomycota; Eurotiomycetes; Chaetothyriales; Herpotrichiellaceae
Exons: 6
Coding region: 1-1524 (507 amino acids)
Biological process (GO): transmembrane transport
Cellular component (GO): membrane
Molecular function (GO): transmembrane transporter activity
Source: RefSeq, a predicted model, not a curated record
AUGGAGCCUCCUGAAGAGAAACAAGCUGGUGUCUCAGGCGAAGCAUUCACGACUGACGCUGGUAGCGAUGGGUUUGACCAAGAUGACAAGGAUAUGGCCAGAAUGGGCAAGAAACAGGAGUUUAGUCGGAACUUCAAUUGGAUCAGCAGUUUUGUUGCCCUGAACAAUUUCCAGAUGCUUGUCGACGGUGGCACGUCGACCAUGUUCUGGAGCUACACCUGGAUCAUAACUGGGCAAUUCUUCAUCGUCCUCAGUCUGGCUGAGAUGGCUUCCAUGGCACCGACAGCGGGUGGGCAAUACCACUGGGUCAGCGAAUUCGCUCCUGGGCGCUAUCAAAAAGCCUUGAGCUACACCUCCGGAUGGCUGAGUUCUACGUGUUGGGAGUCUUUCGUUGCGUCCGACUGCAUGUUCGCUGCACAACUUAUCUUCGCCCUUGUGCAAUUGCAGAACCCCGACUUUGAGAUCCACAACUACUAUACGGCUCUGACGAGCAUUCUGAUUGGAACCAUCGUGACAGCCAUCAAUGUAUGGGGUGCUAAGAAGCUUGCGUUGUUGGAGAAUGUGUUUGUUACGCUGCACGUUGCCUCCUUUCUUGUCGUGCUAAUCACGGUUGCUGUUGCUUCGCCCAAGAACGACGCGAAGGGGGUCUUCACCACGUUUGCCGAUAACGGGGGCAACUACCCGCUAAUGGGACUCGCCGUCAUGGUUGGCCAAGUCCCAGCCAUGUGGAAUGUCCUUGCGUCAGACGCAGUCGCUCACCUCUCCGAGGAGGUCAAGAACGCCAGCGUCGUGACUCCCAAGACAAUGUUCUGGGCCUACAUGCUGAAUAUCCCCCUGGCGUUCGCGAUGCUGCUGGUAUUCGUUUUCGCCAUGACCGAUGUCGAGGCUGCAGUUGGUGAAGCCUUCCCCUUUGUCUGGAUACUGCAGAACUCGCUGUCCACGGCCGGUGCCCAAGCCAUCACGGCCAUCAUGUUCAUCUUGGUCUUCAUGAUCGCCGUGUCCUGCUUCGCAUCGACCAGCCGCCAGCUAUUCGCGUUCGCGAGGGACAACGGUAUGCCCUUUCCGACGUGGCUGAAAAAAGUGAAUCCCCAGUUGAAUGUUGCGGCGAACAGCUGCUUUGUCACUUGGGGAUACACGGUUGUCAUGUCGUUGAUCUACAUUGGCUCUCCGAUCGCGUUCAAUGCCAUCAUCAGCUUGGCCAUCGUGGCGCUCAUGGCCACGUACGCGAUCAGCAUCGCCUGUGUUCUCUGGCGGAGGAUUGUCCACCCCAGCACAUUGCCGCCUGUGUAUUGGAGCUUAGGGAGAUGGGGUAUUGCGGUCAACACGUUGGGUCUGGUAUACGCGAUUUUUGCGUUCUUCUGGGCUUUCUGGCCGAUUUAUUGGAAGCCUACAGCCGAUGAGAUGAAUUGGGCGAUAGUCAUCUUCGCUGGCGUCAUGUUGAUGUCUGCGGUAAACUACGUCCUUUCGGCGCAUAAGAUGUACACGGGACCGGUGGCUACUUGUGAAGGGCGGCAGGAGGGAUGA